Molecule: messenger RNA, 7488 nt
Organism: Lates calcarifer (barramundi perch)
Lineage: Eukaryota; Metazoa; Chordata; Actinopteri; Centropomidae
Gene: vwa8
Product: von Willebrand factor A domain containing 8
Cellular component (GO): cytoplasm
Molecular function (GO): ATP hydrolysis activity; ATP binding
Source: RefSeq, a predicted model, not a curated record
UGUCCCACUGUUAUUAUCUUCCGGCUCCAACAAAAUGAGCUGACAACGGAUGUUAUGAAAUGGGAAUAAGGCCGGGCAGGACAUAGAUUGAUUACAAGCUUAUGGACUUUAUUUCAUACUAUGUUUUGUAUGGUAACAGAAUAGUUUGAGUAUGCUGGGCCAGAUUUUAUGUCGCGGUACAGCAGCGGCCGUCGCUGCGAGGAGGAUGCGGAAUAUUUUGGGUUCUGUCCUGGGUAGAGACGGCUGGAGGUGGAGAACACAUGAGGUCAAACUUCUCAACACAUCCUCAGGUGACACAGUAACGAUCGGCGAGAUCUCUUACAAACUCAAAACUCCGCAGAAUCCAGAACUUGUUCCUGUCAAACACAUUUCAGAUUCCCUGCCUCAGACAGUGGCUCAACAUCUACGAUGGAUUAUGCAGAAAGAUGUUUUGGGCCAGGAUGUGUUUCUCAUUGGUCCCCCAGGACCCCUAAGACGAUCCAUAGCGAUGCAGUACCUUGAGUUGACCAAACGGGAGGUGGAGUAUGUAGCUCUGUCUAGGGACACCACAGAGACUGACCUAAAACAGAGGAGAGAGAUUCGCUCAGGGACGGCCUUCUACAUAGACCAGUGUGCUGUAAGGGCAGCAACACAAGGUCGAGUCCUGGUCCUGGAGGGGCUGGAGAAGGCAGAGAGAAAUGUUCUGCCUGUGCUUAACAACCUCCUGGAAAACAGAGAGAUGCAGCUGGAGGACGGACGCUUCCUCAUGUCAGCUGAGCGUUACGACAAGCUGCUGCAGGAGCACACCAAAGAGGAGCUGGACAGCUGGAAGAUUGUCCGUGUAAGUGAGGACUUUCGGGUCAUCGCUCUUGGUCUUCCUGUUCCCAAAUACAAGGGCAACCCACUGGAUCCUCCUCUCCGCUCACGCUUCCAGGCCAGAGACAUCUAUUACCUACCGUUCAAGGACCAGUUGGAGCUAUUGUACACAGCAGGACCAAACGUUGGUGCAGAGAGGGUGUCCCAGCUGCUGUCACUAGCCACCACACUGUGCUCCCAGGAGUCAUCCAAUCUGGGCCUUCCUGACUUCCCUGUGGACAACCUGCUUCCUGCCCUCCACGUGCUGAAUGCCUUCCCCAUGCUGUCCUCUCAGCACUUAGUCCAGAGACUUUAUCCCUACAACAGUAUUUUGGGCAAGGAUGGGCGCACAGCUGUUGAGGGUGUACUCAGUAGAUUUGAGCUUUUGGAUGGUGCCAGUCAGCCAGCACCCAGCGCCAUCAUGGGUGUGUCUGUGACAAGGGAGCUUGAGGGUCGUGCAGAUGUCACAUUACGUGUCGCAGACAAGGACGUCACCUUUCAGGUCCCAGCGGGGACCAAAGAGCCACGUCCACCCAACAGUAGCCCCAACUUCAUCAGUACACCAAGCCACGCCCAGCUGUUGUCUGAGAUGAUGCAAUCACACAUGGUUAAGGACAUAUGUCUGAUAGGAGCCAAGGGUUGUGGAAAGUCAGUGCUCGCCCGAGAGUUUGCUGAGAUGCUGGGUUACAGCAUUGAGCCGGUCAUGCUCUACCAGGACAUGACAGCCAGGGACCUUCUCCAGCAGAGGUACACCCUCUCCAACGGAGACACAGCGUGGAGGCCAUCUCCACUGGUCACUGCUGCCAUUGAGGGCAAGCUGCUGCUUCUGGACGGUAUACACAGGGUCAACCUGGGAACCCUGGCUGUGCUGUCCAGGUUACUCCAUGACAGGGAGCUGGAUCUGUACGAUGGGACCAGGCUGCUGAGGUGGGACAGAUACCAGACACUAAAGGAACAACUGCAGUUCAGUGACGAGCAACUACAAGAGAGGUCAAUCUUCCCCAUCCACCCGUCGUUCAGGGUGCUGGCCCUGGCGGAGCCCCCUGUUGUUGGUGCCAGUACAAGCAGCAGCAGCAACAGCAGAGGCCAGCAGUGGCUGGGCCCAGAGCUGCUCACCAUGUUCCUCUAUCACACUGUCACCCCACUGGCCAAAGGAGAGGAGAUGGGCCUCAUACAGGGACUGACUCCUAAUGUUCCAAUGGAGGCAGCAGAGCAGCUAUUGCAUCUCACACACAGUCUCCGCAAGACAAACGACCCCACAGCACAGUCUCUGGCCUCUUCUCUCUCCACCAGACAGCUCUUGAGGAUCUGUCGCCGUCUCUCUCAGUACCCCAAGGAAAGCAUCGCUCAUGCUGUCAAUAAGGCUUGUCUCUCUAGGUUCUUGCCCAGCCUUGCUCGUGCCUCCCUUGAAAAAAGCCUUGCCAACUGCUCCAUACAGGACACACCAGAUCCUGCUGAACACACCCGUAAUCACAGCUGUAUGGUAAAGGAUGGUGUGUUGACUAUUGGCAACGUGUCUGCUCCCAUCUACAACCCCAAUGAGAAAAUGAAAGUUCCAGACGUGCUCUUUUAUGAUAAUCCUCAGCACAUGAUGGUGAUGGAGGACAUGCUGAAAGACUUUCUGUUAGGAGAGCACCUCCUUUUGGUGGGCAACCAGGGUGUGGGUAAGAAUAAGAUAGUGGACCGGUUCCUGCACCUUCUGAAUAGGCCCAGAGAAUACCUACAGCUCCACAGGGAUACGACUGUCCAGACUCUGACCCUGCAGCCCUCGGUGCGAGAUGGGAUCAUCACGUACGAGGACUCUCCUCUGGUUAAGGCAGUGAAGCUGGGUCACAUAUUAGUGAUCGACGAGGCCGACAAAGCUCCUACGAACGUCACCUGCAUCCUCAAAACCCUGGUGGAGAGUGGAGAGAUGAUUCUGGCCGACGGACGCAGAAUCAUAUCAGAUCCACGUGAAGCUAAGGGGAGGCCCAAUGUCAUAGUCAUGCAUCCAGACUUCAGGAUGCUUGUCUUGGCUAACAGACCUGGCUUUCCUUUCCUGGGCAAUGACUUUUUUGGAGCUCUAGGUGAUAUUUUUAGCUGCCAUGCAGUGGACAAUCCAAAGCCCCAGGCAGAGCUGGCAAUGCUGAAACAGUAUGGCCCAGACGUUCCCGAUGCUACUUUGCAGAAGCUGGUGGCUGCCUUUGGAGAGCUGAGGUCCAUGGCUGACCAGGGCACCAUCACCUACCCCUAUUCCACUCGAGAGGUGGUCAACAUCGUCAAACACCUCCAGAAAUUCCCUGGCGAGGGUUUAGCCAGUGUGGUGCGAAAUGUCUUCGACUUUGACUCAUACAACAAAGACAUGCGGGAGGUUCUGAUAGAGGCACUGCACAAGCAUGGGAUUCCCAUCGGAGCCAAGCCCAGCUCUGUCAAACUGGCUAAGGAGUUGCCCCUGCCAGAGGUUAAGAUGACAGGAUACUGGACAAUAAACCAAGGUGGUAACGCUCGCCGCAAACUGCUCUGUCCCACUGAGACACACUCCAUAGACAUCAAGGGCCCCGUGUUUCUGCGUGUUCAGGGUUACCCCUGCAACAGGCAGGAAAGCAGGGCUUUGAGUUUCAGUGAAGAGAAAGCCCACUGGCAGAUUCCCAUGAAUGAAGUCAACAUCAUCUGCGAUGUCACCACCAAAGAUGAUGUGUUGUAUGUGGCCACGUGUAACCCAGUGUCCCUGUACUCCAUGAAGGAGCGCGGGGAGACGAUCCAGUGCAUGGAGCUUUAUGACAUCUUCCCCAGGACCAUCAGUGGUGUCUGGCAGCCCUUUGUCACCAUUGCUCCCCUUGGGAGUCCUCUGGACGGACAGGUGGUGCUGCACGAGGAGCAGAGUAACACAGUGCUCCACUUGGACUUGGUAACAGGCGCGGUGCGGAGGCUCAUGUUGUCUCCAGACAGUGAGCAACCCACAACCAGAGCUUCACACUGGUGGAGCAAUAAGGAACAACAGGGAGGGCAUAAAAUGUGCAGUGACUUCGCUCACAAAAACUGGCUUCUCUUCUAUAAGGAGGAUGGCAACCAGCUGGAGGUGCUGGAUGUGUUGGAGGGCCGGGUUCACUCCAUCUCCCUUCCCAUCAACCUGAGGUCCGUCUUCCUCGUGGCAGAGGACCGCUGGCUUCUGCUAGAGAGCAACACCAACAAGAAGUUCCUGCUGACCAAGCCCAUGCAUAUGGCAGCUGAAGACUCUGGAGUGUGUCAGCUCCACAGCAUCAGUGAGGACUCAGUCAGCUCAGGCCAUGGAGUCAGCUCAGCUGAGGUGUCUGUACCCCAGAUGGUGUCAUGUGAGCAGCUACCCAAUGAGAACCUCAGUGCCGCUCUGGACCAGAAGAUUGUUUCACCUAACCGCAUACUGGCUGACACUGGCUCCUUUGCACGGGUUGUUGUUGGCUUCCCAGACCUCAUGUCCCCUAAUGAGGUGUACAGCUUUAAGAGGCCUGUUGACCUAUCAGUGAUGAAAAGCAGUGAGAGCGGGGCUCACAUGUUCCUUAGAGGUGGGCUUCGGUCUAGCACAGCCAAACAGGAGAACUGUGUCAGUCUGCUCUCAGCCAAUCAGGUAGUCCGAGCCCUUCCACCCAGCAAGGUGCCUCUGAAAGAGGUCUACCCCAAAGAUGUCACACCUCCAAUGACAGCGGCGUACCUGGAGGUGACUGAUCUGAGCUCCAAAAAAGUAAAAUACAUUCCUGUCCCAAGGUCAAUGACUGUGUCGCCCUACACCAGCUGGUUGUCCAAGGUGUCCGAGUCCGAUGUGCUAAUAGCUCCCCUCGGUUCUGGAGGUGUGGUAACAGUGGAUAUGGGUGGCUACGUCCGACUGUGGGAGACAGGAUUGGACACCCUGCAGCGAUCGCUGAUGGAGUGGAGAAAUAUGAUUGGGACAGAGGAUGGCAGGCCCUUACAGAUAACCAUUCAGAGGGACAGUGGCCUGGAUGUCACAGCCCCAAAACAUGGCAAGAUUGACCCCAACAAUGCUCCUCAUGUUGGGGGAAACCAGUGGGCAGGAGGCACAGGUGGCAGAGACACGGCGGGUCUGGGUGGCAAAGGGGGACCCUAUCGCCUGGAUGCAGGACAUAAGGUCUACCAGGUAUCCCAGGCAGAGAAGGAUGCAGUUCCAGAAGAGGUUCGUAGAGCAGCCCGUGAAAUGGCUGAAAAGGCCUUCAGAGAAAGGCUGAAGGAGAUCGAUAUGAGCGAAUACGAUGCUGCCACGUACGAGCGUUUCUCCUCUGCUGUCAGCAGACAAGUUCAGUCUCUACGGAUCAUCCUGGACAGUCUACAGGCUAAAGGGAAGGAGCGACAGUGGUUGAAGAACCAGGCUCUGGGAGAACUGGAUGAUGCUAAGAUCAUUGAUGGGCUGACUGGAGAGAAGGCUAUAUAUAAACGCAGAGGAGAGCUGGAUCCAGAGCUGGGCAGCCCUCAGCAGAAGCCCAAGCGUUUACGGGUGCUGGCCGACGUGUCAGGCAGCAUGUACCGCUUCAACGGCGUGGACGGCAGGCUGGAGCGCUCCAUGGAGGCUGUGUGUAUGGUCAUGGAGGCUCUUGAGAACUAUGAGCACAAGUUCAAGUAUGACAUAGUGGGUCACUCAGGUGACGGCUAUGACAUUGAGCUGGUCAGAGCAGACAAAGUCCCCAAGAACAACAAACAGAGACUCAAAGUCCUCAAGACCAUGCAUGCCCACGCUCAGUUCUGCAUGAGUGGCGACUACACCCUGGAGGGCACAGAGACCAGCAUCAAGGAGCUGGCACGAGAGGAGGCUGACGAGCACUUUGUGGUAGUGCUCAGUGAUGCCAACCUGGAGCGCUACGGCAUCCGGCCUGAGCACUUCGCCCACGUCCUGACCUCUGACCCGCAGGUCAACGCCUUCGCCAUCUUCAUCGGGUCCCUUGGUGAUCAGGCUGAAAGACUCCAAAAGACCCUUCCAGCAGGAAGAUCCUUCGUUGCCAUGGACACUAAGCAGAUCCCCCAAAUACUGCAGCAGAUCUUCACAUCUACAAUGCUGUCCAGUGCCUGAGACUGACACAAACACACGCAAGCACUCACACUCACUCCUGAUCUCACACAAUCAAAAACUCUAGAUUAAACUAAUUUUGGCCGAGUGACUUAUCACAGUGUGUCCUUAAGCAACUUUCUGUAUCAGAUUAUAAAACUUUAUCUGAGCUGUAUCAGGUCUUGAGACUUGCCUUUGUACAGGCCCUGAAGGGAAAACACAGUUAUUAUUUUACAGAAGCCCUGAGUCAGUCUGUAAAAUCUGAUGGUGUUGUGUUAGCGUGACAGUCAAAGAAUGUUUUGCUGCUUUGUAGUGUCCCUCAGGGAACAGAUACUGUACAGCGUGGCCAGUAAGAAGCCUGUGAUCUUGUGCAGUGUGACUGUACUCUACCGUGAAAUGACACACACUGCAGUGGUAAAUACAGUGGAAGUAUGAAUGCCUGAAGCCUGUCUCAGACCCCAUGUUUGGAUCAAACACUCAGCCUAACCUGUUGUUGUUUUUAAUUGUGUUUUUGGCCGACAGCGCACUGACGCACACGCAUACGUCUUCGUCCUGUUUUGGGUUGUGAACAACUUUUCUUGGAGGAGAGGGUCGUGAACUUGAAACAGCCUCACUUAUUUUGGACUUCCUCCUCAUUUAUCAUCUGUCACACAGAAAAACGCACAGGAAGGGCAACACCAGCGCGCCACCUGACUGACACUUGGAUGUGGCGUGCAGCAAUAACUUGGCUCCUAUGGAAUGCUGGGACUGUGACCAGGGAAUUUCCCACCUGACUGCACACGCUCUUUAAAGGCAGCCGCCAUUGCACAACCCCCUGUCGUGUGUGUCUGUGUGUGUGUAUACGUGUUCUCAGAUCGCCUUUCAUUGCUAGACCUCCCACUCCUCUUUCUGUCUCAAACACACAAACACCUCUGCCACUGCAAGGCAAAUUAGUAGCAGAAUCUAUGACUUAGUGUGUCAGUGUGGGUUCAGUUGUGUAUGAUCAGAGAUUAAGUGUACACAGACCAGAGAGUCUACUUCAGCUCAGUAGUGCUUUAUUUUUCAGAUCCCAUAUUUUCCAGCUUCCUUUCCUUGACUUGUUGUUAUUAAACUGCUCAAGCCUCAAAAUAUCCUGGUAAUCUACAGCUAAAUACCAGCUCAUUUUUAGGAAAUUAUGAGGAAAAUAUAGGACCUGCCAUCAUUUCUGUUGUAUGUACCUCUGCUCUAAGACAUCAUGCUGCGCAGUCAGAUGAAAUCCCACUGUCUGUGCCAGCUUGUGGCCACGUGCAUCCAGCUCUGUAUCAGUUUUGCCCUUGGUUGUCCUACUCGGUGGCUCUGCUGGAGUGGAAGGAUCGAUAGCACAGCCUGCCUAACUGUCAGUCUCUAUUGAUCCGUCUCUGAUAGGGAUAAGGAUGCCUCUGUUUUUACUAACCCACUUUAAACUCCCUCUGAUCCCCUCUCUCGUUCUAGUUUCUGUGUAGACAUAAUGUUUGCUUGUUGAAUCUUCAUGUUUGGGUAUGUAGACAUUUAAAAUGUGCAUUGAAGCACUGUAAAAUAAUACUCAUUUUUAAUCUAUUUAGUGUUAUUUAAUUGUUUAUUGUUAUUCAUUUAUGUAAAAUAAAUUAUAAACGUAAUGUACAAAACUUUAAUAAAUCGUGUUAACUAUC